AUGUCCAGCAACAACACACACCUCUCAGGCAAAGACGCGCAUCUAUACGGCGCCAAGAGCACCGCGCGCAGCAAGCGCAAGGAGAUCAGCAGCUCCAGCACCGUCGCUUUCUCGUCGACCCUCUCCAACCUCAUCAAAGCCUCCUCCAGCAACGAUGCCAACAAGCUUGCGGGUUCCGGCCGCGCGCGCCCGCAGAAAGACGACAUCUUCAAGACGCACAACAAGAACGUGAAGAAGCGCGCACUCGCCGACCUCGACGACACAGACCUCGCCACACAGAAGCAUCGCGGCCGCACGACCGACGAGAAGAGCGAAGAUGCCGCCUCCUGGAAGCGCACGCAGCGGCGCAUGGAGGAGAAAGCGCGCCUCUACGCCGCCCUGAAACGCGGCGACGUCGAAGACAUCAACGACAAAUACGGCGUCGACUUCGACCGCAAAUGGGCCGACACCCAGGGCGCCUCCGGCGCCGCCUCCUCCUCGUCCUCGGAAAGCGACGACGACGAACAAGUCGAAUACGUCGACGAAUUCGGGCGCACACGCACCGGCACGCGCGCCGAAGCCGCCCGCGAACAGCACCGCAAGGCGACCCUCGCCCACGACGCGCCCGACCGCUUCACCGCGCGUCCCAGCAUGCCCGAGCAACUCAUCUUCGGCGACACGGUGCAAACCAACGCCUUCAACCCCGACGAGACGAUUGCGCAGCAGAUGGCCGAUCUGGCCGCCAAGCGCGACAAGGAGCUGACGCCGCCGCCGGAGCUGCAUUUCGACGGGCGGGCCGAGGCGCGCACGCGCGGCACGGGGUUCAUGUACUUUGACCAGGACGAGGAGGAGCGCCGGAAGCAGAUGGCGAACCUGGAGAAGGAGAGGGCGGACACGGAGCGCGUGAGGCGCGAGAGGAAGGAUGCUGUGGAGGCGAGGAAGGAGAUGAUUCGGGAGAAGAGACGUGUAAUGGCGGAGAAGAGGAGCAAGGGGAAGGCAGAGCGGUUUCUUGAUGAUUUGGGCGUGGAGCUGGGGAUGGGCGCAGAGGGCGGGGAGGGGAGUGUUGAUGUAGCUCAGGAGCGUGGUUCGUCGGCAUUCGAGACUGUAUCCAGCACUGCUCUCUCUAUCACCGUCUCCCUUUCCUUGAGCGCACGAUGGAGCUCAGCUCGGUCUGCUCGCUCUCGCAUGUAGUUCAUUGCCAGCUCUGGCACGGCUUCUGAUGAGCUAGUCUCCCUAAAGCUCUGCAUCACUGGCUGUGAAAGGUUCAGUUCUGUAAAUAACUCAAUAUGGCUGAUCAAUCGAAGCUUACGAGUAAUUCCCUCAGCCUUCAGCCACGAGAGGAACCACAACUCCGGAUCCUUGGAACACUGACUCACCGACUGCAGUCAGGUGUUUCCACCGUAAUCCAGCACAUCUGGGCCUCUGCCGGUUGUGUUCAUUGGAACAUUCAAAUAGGCGGAGACAUCUACAAUAGGUGUGCAGCACAAACUGCCCGUUCUUGGACUCGGAUAUAAGUACGAUACAUGAAGCCUACAUGAUAAUAGUCACGUCUUGGUCAGAGAGUUUUGGGCUUGGU
Boeremia exigua is the source of this 1555-nucleotide messenger RNA. RefSeq lists its product as uncharacterized. The coding region runs from base 1 to 1170 and encodes 389 amino acids. The transcript is spliced from 2 exons. Gene Ontology annotation, cellular component: nucleus. Lineage: Eukaryota; Fungi; Ascomycota; Dothideomycetes; Pleosporales; Didymellaceae. The record is from RefSeq and is a predicted model, not a curated record.